AUCCUACAUUAAGCUUAAUUAUGUCUUUUAAAUUACUCUUUAUCCAUUUCUUAGUCACUUACAUGGUCCUUAAUGAAAUUUUCUUGAUGUCAUUUUCAUAUACAACAAAUACUUAUUGUCCAUCAGGUUACCCAGAGGAGGGAGUGGGAGUGGAGAAAGAAGAUAUAGACAAAAUGCAAUUUGCAGUGAACUUAGAGUUUUUAGAAGCAGAGUACUUUUUAUGGGCUUCUUAUGGAUUUGGGCUUGAUGUAGUUGCACCAAAUUUGCCUAUGUCUGGGCCACCUCCUAUUGGUGCCAGAAAAGCAAAUCUUGAUCAACUUACAAACAAUAUUAUUAUGGAGUUUGCUAAUCAAGAAGUUGGUCAUCUAAGGUCACUUAACUCGACAGUUGGUGUUUUUCCAAGACCUUUGUUAGAUCUCAGUGCUAAAAAUUUUGCAAAGAUAUUUGACGAUGCUUUUGGGCACAAAUUGGCACCUCCAUUUGAUCCAUAUAGAGACAGUAUGAGCUAUAUGUUAUCUUGCUAUGUAAUUCCAUAUGUUGGAUUGGUUGGUUAUGUUGGUACAAAUCCCAAUAUCAAUGGCUACGAAACCAAAAGGCUUUUGGCAGGAUUAUUAGGUGUUGAAUCAGGACAAGACGCGGUUAUCAGGAUGUACCUCUACGAGAGAGCAACGGAAUUGGUUCCCCCGUACCAAUACACUGUGGCUGAUUUCACGUCUCGUAUAUCAGGACUAAGAAAUAAAUUAGGUAACUGCGGAAUCAAAGAUGAAGGCAUAUACAUUCAACCACCACUCGGAGCAGAGAAUCGGACUACAAGUAACGUAUUAUCAGCAGAUUUUGGUUCACUUUCGUACAAAAGAACUCCUGCUGAGAUUCUAAGGAUCGUAUACGGUUCUGGAGAUGAACAUGUGCCUGGUGGAUUUUAUCCUAAGGGUGCUAAUGGAAAAAUUGCCAAGGAAUUUCUCAAAGAGCCAUGA
Molecule: messenger RNA, 974 nt
Organism: Solanum verrucosum
Lineage: Eukaryota; Viridiplantae; Streptophyta; Magnoliopsida; Solanales; Solanaceae
Product: desiccation-related protein PCC13-62-like
Exons: 3
Coding region: 21-974 (317 amino acids)
Source: RefSeq, a predicted model, not a curated record